GUCUUGGAGUAAGACGAUGGUCAAAGUAUUAGAUGGAGUGCGUCACACAAGUCAUGGUGACCUGUUUUUUGUGAGGGUCUCACGAGCCCCCGAGUGAUAACAUUUGACUUAAGGGUCAUCACUUGAAGUGUCGACAUAUCCCUCACGUGUCAUUGGGAUUUGUCAACGGAUAGUAUAGAAACUUUGUCAUUGGAAGUAUCUAAAGAGGCGUAGAAACUCCCUCACUUUGUCAUUGGGAGUAGCUACAGAUGUUUUCGAAAUCAAAGCUAUAAAGUGUAAUUGGGCCUGGCCAAGCCCAACCACGAGGUAAAAAUGUUUUUAAAGAUUCUCAUUUUCAGGGUUAGCUAAACGAGAAAACCCCCUUGUUUUUAUGGGACGUAAAACGAAGGAAAAUCUAGCACAUCGUUCUUUUUUGGAAAAACGGAAAACCAAUCCUUUUAAUUUUUGGAAAAAAGGAAAACUACUCACAUCGUUCUUUUUUUGGAAAAACGGAAAACCAGAAAAAGUUAUCGCUGCAGCGACUAAGGACCUGCGCGGUUAGUGACGCAGACCCCGCCGGCUAAAGAUGGCGAGCUUGUCCGCUAAGGGUGGACACCCCGUCCGAUAGAAGUGGACGAAUCUGUUUUUGAAAUUUGAAAAUAAGGACCUACGCAGUUUGUGACGUAGACCCCGCUGGCUAAAGAUGGCGAACCUGUCCGCUAAGGGUGGACACCCCGUCCGAUAGAAGUGGACAAAUCUAUUUUGAAAUUUGUUUGUGCUUUUUGAAAAUAAGGACCUACGUGGUUUGUGACGUAGACCCCGCCGGCUGAAGAUGGCGAGCCUGUUUCAUUUGGUUUUAGAAGAUUCUAUUUUUCGAAAACUGAGGACCUGCGCGGCUAGUGACGCAGACCCCGCCCGCUGAGGGUGGGCGAGCCCUGUCCGCUGAGGGUGGACGUCCCUGAAUUCGUUUUUUCAAUUUGGGAACUCGGGUGGUUCGUGACGCGAUCUUGCCAACUUAAGAUGGGCAAGUUCCCCUUUUUUUUGUUCAUCGUGAUUUCUUUUGAGAAUUUCUUUUAUUCAUUCUUGCAAGAGAGAAUUCUUUCGAGGGAUGCUCGGACUUAGUUGUAACCUGAAUGUGGGUUGACAACGGGUUUAGACGGACCUUUGUUUUGUGAUCGUCUUCUUUUGUGGUUUUGAGCUAGUCUUUACGGCUCGAUUUUUGCCACCACUUGGUCUUUGAUCAGAGGACCAUGUACAAGUGUCAACGGCGACCUUUCUCUGAGGUCGAAAUCCGUUCUUUUGAGAUUAUCCAAACAUGGGACUGCGUGCAAAGUAGUCUGGGAAUAUGAUUUUGACUCCGCACGCUCUUUGUUGGGGUAUAUAUUUUUCGCGAGCCUCCAAGCACUUGGGCUUGUCGGUCAUUUUCCGCCAAGAGAGGUACGUAUUUUAUAACGUCUUUUAAUCAUGUUUGGGGUUGUGCUCGUAUGUGCGAGCGACCUUUAUAGUGGUGUGCUAUUUUGGCGAAGUCGUGGAGUGCGACUUCAGUUUUCGGGCGACAAAGUUUUAUUUUCCAAUAAUAUCCGGUUUAGCUUGGCCCGGAUUAAUCUUUUGACAAACAAACAUUUUUCAUUUCGAGAAACCAACGACUUAACAAUAUUUUUUGGUGUUUCGAAGAAUGACCUUGAUAUUUAUUUUGCUCAAAAAAGAGUGUACACAUAUAUUCCUUGAGACUAGUCUAAGUUUUGACCAAGUUUUAACAUUCAUUUUUUGCUAUUUGGGUGAUAAAGGUGCUUUUGGGCUUGAUCUUGAUUGCAAUAGGGCCUCGUGUCUAGAAACACGGUCUUAAGUCCUUUCCUGUUCCGUGUUUUGUGAAAUCUGGGCCUUGGGCUGCAUUUUCAGCGCCCAAGGCUGGGCGUUAAUUAUUUCGGCGCCCAGCCGUGGGCGCUGAAAGUCUUUUCCUGGCGAUUUUUGGUUUUCGUAUUUCUUAACGCGUUUCCGAAUGGGAUCAGGAUGUCACUUGAUGUCUUCAGCUAUAUAUAGGGGCUAGAUAUGUCCCUAUUUUCCAUCACUCUUAAUUUUCUUCUCUUGUAGUUGCUUAGCCUUAAUUCCUCCUUGCUUUUGUCAUGUCGAUUCCUCCCUUCUCACUCCAACGAGCCGUUAGGCGUUGGCUCCGAGCCCUUACUCCUACAGAAAAGGCUUUGUUGAAAGAAUACCACUUAGAGGCACUUUUAGGCUUACAACAAAUUAAUAUUGAUUAUAAUUUUCUGCAUGCAACCCUAAGCUUUUGGGAUUCCGAUCAUCAUGUUUUUGUCUUUCGGGGAACCGAAAUAUGUCCUUUGCCAGAUGAAUUUGCCGCGAUCCUUGGUUAUCCUACUAAUGCUACUCCUGCCACCCCUGGCACCAUUGAAGAGGGUAAAACAACCAUAGGGGCUUUCCUAGGACUAGAUGCUAACACGCUUGCUGAGAUUGUUGUAGGUGAUGAGGUUAAUUUGGAAAAGCUUGUAAAACAUCACUUUAGGCCUAGUAAAAAUAUGACCGAACAGAAAUUGAACAUUCGAGCCCUUGUAUUUUGCUUGUUGAAUCAUUAUUUGCUGUCGAAUAACAAUGGUGAGUUCGGUGACAUAAGGUUGAUCCCCUUGAUUAGCCAGAUGGAAAGUUGCUAUUCUAUUAUACCGUUGGUUGUUGCCGAGACUUUACUGAGUGCGGAUGAGCUGAAGAAGGAUGCCAAAUCUGAAUAUCUUAAGGGGAUCCCCCUAUUGCUGCAUAUUUGGCUCAUGGAACGACUUAGGCUCUUAGAAACUCCUGCCGAUCCUAAACAUUAUCGCCCUAUAGCCUUGGGUAACCGGAAGUAUUUGCACCGAGGCCAGGACGAGGCCGAGUGGGCCUCCUUUUUUACUCAUGGUAUCUGUUCUAUUAAAUGGGUGGUACCGUGGUGGGGUUUGACUACUAUGACGGGGGGUUCUGAUGUAUCGGUUUAUGUUUCUUUGUUGGGGCUAUCCCGGCCCAUUUAUAUCUUUCCUUACCGAGUCAUGCGUCAAUACGGCUUAAGGCAGACUAUCCCCUUUUCUGAUACGGUACCACCUAAAGUAGCGGCCUUUUCACAAGCACGGGUUCAAGCGUGGGCUAAGUAUUAUGAUGGUCUCCCGCGUUGGGCCGUAGCUACAAAUGGCUUUGUGGGUCUUUCUGAAAACUACAAGUUGUGGAUGAGCUCCGAUGAUAAAGCUGUGAGGACCGAGGCUCGAAAUGGAGAGCCGGCUGAGCUUUUGAUACCUCGUAUUCGGGUUAGAUAUGAGGGCCGUGAUUCUGCCAAUCCUCGCACCCAUGGUAUUAAGACUGUGAAAGCUCGUCCUGAUCGAAAGCGAAAGGAAGUUCCUCCCCGUUCCAGUUCUAGGCCUAAGAAGCUGCCUAACAUGAAGGGGCCUGCCGUUGCUAAAAGAAAUGCAAGCUCUCGCGGAGAUCGUCGCCGGAACAAUGUAUGGGUUAGGAAGGCUCAACCGCCCGUAGAAACAGUGACUAAUUCAGUUGAUGUUGAUAAUCCCUCCCCCAUCAUUGUCUGUGCCCUUGAGGCUGAGCGGGCUGUAAUUGAGAAUGUUUCUGAAGCCUUGGAAUCUUUGGAAGUUAGUGUCCAAGAGCCGGUUCUUAUGGAGAUUGAUAUGGGGGCAGCGCAGAAGACUGUGGGGGUGGAUCCUGCGAACAUUGCCCUCUACAAGACUUUAUUUGAUGAUCCGGAAGAACUAGAGUAGUGUAGUUCCUGCUAGGGUGUAGGUGCCCUUUGUUUAUUCCAGUUGUGUUUGUUUUUCCUUCCUUAGCACUUUUGUUUUCCUUCUUAUCAUUUUUUAAUAAAGGCGUAUUUUAUUUUUAUUUUCAUUUUUUUCUUCUCCUCUUUUCUUUUUAUAUUUUAUAUAUGUCCAACACGUUUUGCACAAUGUAUAUAUAUUUUUUUUACUUGA
This is a messenger RNA of Spinacia oleracea (spinach), 3929 nucleotides long. RefSeq lists its product as uncharacterized. The transcript is spliced from 2 exons. Gene Ontology annotation, biological process: meristem maintenance; meristem development. Lineage: Eukaryota; Viridiplantae; Streptophyta; Magnoliopsida; Caryophyllales; Amaranthaceae. The coding region runs from base 2103 to 3722 and encodes 539 amino acids. The record is from RefSeq and is a predicted model, not a curated record.